Molecule: messenger RNA, 4410 nt
Organism: Chelmon rostratus (copperband butterflyfish)
Lineage: Eukaryota; Metazoa; Chordata; Actinopteri; Chaetodontiformes; Chaetodontidae
Gene: crb2a
Product: crumbs cell polarity complex component 2a
Exons: 13
Coding region: 1-4410 (1469 amino acids)
Biological process (GO): heterophilic cell-cell adhesion; establishment or maintenance of epithelial cell apical/basal polarity
Cellular component (GO): protein-containing complex; plasma membrane
Molecular function (GO): calcium ion binding
Source: RefSeq, a predicted model, not a curated record
AUGGAGCUGGGAAAAAUUCAUCUGAAUCUAAAGACUGUGCUCCUGACGAUGAUGAUGUUCAAAUGGGGAAUCCUCUGCACAGCCACAUCAGACAAAUGUUUGUCGGCACCUUGCCAGAACGGAGCUUCUUGUGUGGACACCAUGGAUGAUUAUGCCUGUAUCUGUGCCAGAGAGGGGGUCCGGUACAUGGGCAAAAGCUGCGAGGAGCUCUAUGACGCCUGCUUCUUUGCUCCAUGCGAGAACUGCAGCAGCACCCCCGGCACCACGGAGUACCACUGCAUCUGCCCGGACGGACUGACGGGUGAUAACUGCACCGAGGAGGUGGACGAGUGUCAGAGCGACCCCUGCUCUGAACCCCGCUCUGUGUGCGUGGACCAGCUCAAUGGAUACUUCUGCAGGUGUCCUGCUGGCUACGGAGGAUGGGACUGCAGGACGCAUGUGACCGACUGCAUCGAUGAUCCCUGUAGGAACAACGGGACUUGUGUAUUACGACCGGAGGGCUUCGAAUGCCGCUGCGCGCCGGGGUUCCAGGGGACAACCUGUGAGGAAGACGUGAAUGAGUGUUCAUCGGAGCCCUGUCAGAACGGGGCUAUCUGUGUGGACGGGGUGGCGGAGUUCCACUGCUUCUGUGUGCCUGGAUUUCAGGGCUUUAACUGUGAGAUCGACAUCAACGAGUGUGCGUCACGACCCUGUGAGAACAACGCCACCUGCAUCAACGAGAAGGAUCACUACGAGUGUGAGUGCCUGGUGGGGUUUGCAGGAGUCAACUGUGAAACUGAAAUAGACGAGUGUGAGUCCAGCCCCUGCCGCAACGGCGCCACCUGCCACGACCUGGUCGGCAUGUACUCCUGCGAGUGUCCGCCCGGGUUCGACGGCGUCGACUGUGAGGUCGAUGUCGAUGAGUGUGUCAGUGGGCCCUGUCAGAACGGAGCUGUCUGUCAUGACAUGGUGAACAGCUAUGAAUGUGACUGCAGUGAUACAGGAUUCGAGGGUGAUUACUGUGAAGUGGACAUCCCUGAGUGUGCCUCUGAUCCCUGUCAGCAUGGUGCCACAUGUAUAGAGGGAAUCAAAGGAUACACCUGUCUCUGCUGGCCAGGGUAUGAAGGACCAAACUGUGAGACGGAUAUCGACGAGUGUGUCGAGCAGCCCUGUGAGAACGGCGGGGAGUGUUUCGAGCGUUCGGAUCCGUCCCACUGGGAGCUGGACUGGGAGCUCAGCUUUGCAGAUGCAGCUGGAUAUAUCUGCCAGUGUCAGCCAGGGUUUGCAGGGGAGAACUGCUCCGUCAACAUUGAUGAGUGUGAGUCUGAACCCUGUCAGAAUGGAGGCACUUGUGAGGAUAAGAUCAACGGCUACACCUGUACAUGCUCGGCCGGAUUUCUAGGUGAGCUGUGUGAAGUCAACAUUGAUGAAUGCGAGAGCCAGCCCUGUCAGAAUGGAGGCUGGUGUGAGGACGGCAGGGCGUCCUACACCUGCCACUGUCCCGAAGCCGAGCCGGGGGAACUUCCUUGGGGAAGUGAUCACUGCGAUGUGAAACUCCACGGCUGUGUGGACCACGAAUGCCAGAACGGAGCCACCUGCCACCCGUGGCUGGAGGGUGGAGAACACGGCCAUACGUGCUUGUGCCCUCAUGGCUUCUUUGAUGAACAGUGCUCCACGAGGACAACUUUCUCCUUCUCCACCCCUGGAUUCAUUCACAUCCAGGUCGUUCUAGAAGAAAGGAGCCGCAGGGAGGUGGAGCACCGUGUCCACCGUGGCUUUGGGGUACAGCUACGCUUCCGGACGACUAUACCCAAUAUGCUGCUCUUCUACAGAGGGGAUGUGGACAGUCACCUCCUGCUGGAGAUCCUGAAUGGUGGGCUUCACGCAAAAGCCUUUUCUGAGGAGUCUGAGAUGGAUGUAACGUUUCCUGGUUUGGUUAGUGAUGGAGACUGGCGAGAUGCUCAUGUGUUCAUAGAUAAUGACGGUCUGGUUUUGAUUCUGAAAGGCCCUGGCUGUGACAGGGAUGGAUGCAGAGUUAUAGAUGGUGCCGAUGAACCACCUUUCCAGCCCUCUGAAGCCUUCGCUCAGAUCUAUGUAGGUGGAGCACCGGAGGAGCUUUUAGAGUACUCUGUAAGUGGUACAGGCUUCAUCGGCUGUAUGGAAGACCUGAUGAUCGACUCUAAGCCUAUCCUACCCCAAACUCUCCCAGAGGACCAAGGCCAUGAACUGGGCUGCAGUAAGACCGAGUGGUGUAAGCCUGACCCCUGCCAUGGACAUGGACGCUGUGUGGACCUGUGGACCAGCUAUCAGUGUGACUGCUACCGUCCCUUCCACAGUGAGAGCUGCUCUGAAGAAUUCCCCUCAUGGACAUAUAGCCAUGAGGACACUGUGAGUUUCAGUGCCUAUGAUGUCGGGAAGAACCACGGGAGCAACUUUAACGUGUCCUUCUUCCUGAGGUCAUUAAAGCCAGACGGGCUGCUGUUCCAGCUGAGGAGACCCACAGAGGAAGAGGGGGGAAAGGUCUACUUCACAAUCUACCUGAGGAUGGGGAGGGUCUUUGUCAGCUCUCUGCCGAACGGUGCCUCACUGACAGCUCCCAUAUUUGUGACCACUGGUGAGAAGCAGCUUCUGCAGGUGGAAGUCCAGCACAGACAGGUGAUCUUUGAGCACGCAGGCCUUCGCUAUGGAAUAGGAGAGAUCCCUGAUGUCGAUGUUAGCAGUGGAGAUCAGGCCUAUGUAGGAGGACUUCCAGGAGACCUGGACUCUCAUGUGUGGGGGGGGCAUUACAAAGGUUGCCUGCAGGACCUUCGUUUAGACUCGGUGCAUCUGGACGUGGACGCGUGGAACAGCUCGGACGAGGAGGAGGUGUAUUUACCAAGUGAUGCUGAAAAUGUAGAGAAGGACUGUGUCAGUGAUGACACUUGCAAGAUGAAGCCUUGUCAGAACGGAGGAGAAUGCACCAUCACUUUCAAUGAUUUCACGUGUUCCUGUCCGGAAGAAUACACCGGAAAGACCUGCAAAACACGUGUGUGGUGUGUCAGUGAUCCUUGUGUCAAUGGCGGCCAUUGUGUGGACCUCCCUGAUGGAUAUGAAUGUGUUUACAACGCCACCUUUGAGAACAACCCUGUGCACUACAGUGCUGGAGGCUCCCUGGCUGAGCCUGUCUCUAACAUAUACAUGGAACUGCGCACUCGCUCAGAGAACGCCGUGCUCCUGAGGGCCUCCUGGGGCUCUGACCUGCUGAUGGUGGGUCUGCUGGACGCCUCGGUCCGGGUGGAGAUCCACAUCGGUAACAGCGUCGAGACGCUGACGUUCACGGGAGCUCGUCGAGUGGCUGACGGGAGCUGGCAUCGCGUGAACAUCUCGAUGGCAGAGAGGGACCGCAAAGCCUCUCCCUGGGUUAUCGUUGUGGAUGGAAUCACAGACGCCAGCAGCGUACCGGAGCUCACGGGAAGCCUCCACUUCCUCAAUGAGAAGGGAGCCACACUGGCUGUUGCAGAGAGCUUCACCGGCUGCUUGGGUGCAGUGAGGCUCGGGGGAGUCUACCUUCCUUUUGUGGAUGACUAUAAAGCCCCUCAGCCAUCUCAGUUCCAUUUAGAUGGAAAACCAAAGAUCCAUUUAGGUUGCACCAGCGCCCCUGUUUGUGAUUCAGAUCCUUGUCUGAAUGGAGCCACAUGUGAAGACCUCUUUAAUAAAUUUGGCUGUGCCUGUGACUUGGGCUGGGAGGGGGAGCAGUGUGAAACAGACACUGAUGACUGUGCGUCUCAACCCUGUGUUCACGGAAGCUGUAAGGACUACUUAGCUGGUUUCGAGUGCCGUUGCCACCCUGGAUAUGCGGGCACCCUUUGUGAUGAGGAUCUCGAUGAAUGUGAGCAUCAUGCCUGUGAACAUGGAGGCACCUGUCAGGAUGGACCCAACAUGUACACCUGUAUAUGCCCCAAGGACUACACAGGCCCUCUGUGCCAGUGGGACUAUCCUCCAAUACAGUGUGGUGACGAUGUCCAGUGUGCAAAUGACGGGGUCUGCAGUGACGGGCUGUGGGGGGCUAACUGUACCUGCAUGCCGGGUUUUACAGGCAGCAGGUGUGAAAUGGAGAUUGAUGAGUGCCAGUCUAAUCCCUGUAGAAAUGGUGGCUCCUGUUUGGAUCGAUUCAACAUGUUUGUGUGUGAAUGCCCGCCUGGCUACAGCGGUCCAAUCUGUGACACUAACAAACAAGCCCACAAACAGGGAAUCCCCUGGCUGGUGGUAGCCAUCCCGCUGCUCUGCUUCUGUGUGCUGAUAAUGAUCAUCGCCUUGACCUUCAUGGUGCUCACGGCGAGGAAGAAGCGCCAGUCGGAGGGCGCAUACAGCCCCAGUGCCCAGGAGAUGGCCGGAGCUCGGCUUGAGAUGGACAGCAUGCUCAAAGUCCCACCAGAGGAAAGACUCAUCUGA